This is a messenger RNA of Sipha flava (yellow sugarcane aphid), 302 nucleotides long. RefSeq names its product enhancer of yellow 2 transcription factor (gene e(y)2). Gene Ontology annotation, biological process: regulation of transcription by RNA polymerase II; poly(A)+ mRNA export from nucleus; positive regulation of DNA-templated transcription. The transcript is spliced from 3 exons. The record is from RefSeq and is a predicted model, not a curated record. The coding region runs from base 1 to 300 and encodes 99 amino acids. Gene Ontology annotation, molecular function: chromatin binding; transcription coactivator activity. Gene Ontology annotation, cellular component: DUBm complex; SAGA complex; nuclear pore. NCBI's taxonomy places the organism in Eukaryota, Metazoa, Arthropoda, Insecta, Hemiptera, Aphididae.
AUGUCUUAUAAUGAAAUGAAAUUUGAAGAUGAAGAAAAUUUUAAAUCAUUAGUAUGUCGAAGAUUAGUCGAAAGUGGUUGGAUGGAUGAGGUUACUAUGUUGUGUAAAGAAAAGUUAAAGAACCGUUUAUCUAAAGGGCAAUCAGUAAAAUCUAUCACAGAAGAUGAUUUAUUCAAUGACAUUGCUCCUGAUGCUAGAAGAAAGUUACCUGAUACAAUCAAAAGAGAAUUAAAAGUAAAAGUACAAAAUAAAUUACUUCAAACAGCUGGAUAUUUUGAUGAAAUAGAUAGCGAAUCUUGAUC